This is a messenger RNA of Morchella importuna, 2160 nucleotides long. RefSeq lists its product as uncharacterized. NCBI's taxonomy places the organism in Eukaryota, Fungi, Ascomycota, Pezizomycetes, Pezizales, Morchellaceae. Bases 1 to 2160 code for a protein of 719 amino acids. The record is from RefSeq and is a predicted model, not a curated record. The transcript has 15 exons.
AUGGAUCCAUCGGCGCAGAAUAACCAACUCGGGAAGCUCGCUCUCCAAAUCAGGAAAGCGAUCGUAGCAUCGCUUCCCACUGCGAGGGACCAAUUUCUGACGAUCUCGAUGCCCGGACGUAUCAUUGAUACAACUCCUGGUGGAGAGUUCGUCCCCCAAACGACGUAUAGUGCCAGCGGGGAUAACAAGAGAAAGGUCAAUGAAGCCAAGCUUGUUGACUCAAUGGUGCCGCUUAGCACUGUGAUGUUGGGCCCUAGCGGGAAAAGCGUUUCCCGGAGCUAUCUCUCGGCCCUUGACCACCUGGUUCCUGCAAACUCAGGCCUUGAUCUGGAGCAUCUGGAGUCCGAUGAAACAAGUGCCGCUACCACCAAAUAUAAAUCUGGUUCCAAAUAUAACGCCGCCAUGAGCUACCUCCGGUCGCCGGCCCCCGUGAAUACAAGCGGACGUACAAUCGUCGAUGUAUAUAUUGAGAAACAGACUGCUUAUGCUAGAGCCCAAUCCAUUCUAGAGGGUGUUCUCAUCAAGAAUGCCGGGGCUGCAAAAUCCAAAGCUGGGAUGAAUGCCGAUGAACUGGCGAUUGCAACUUCCGAAAUGAAGAGAGCAAACGACAAACUUCAAGCCGCUUGGAUGGACUGGGUAAUUAACGGUCAUAAGACAAUGAUCGAUCAUCACUUUGCCGUUGUCGACACCACAACUAUCAUGAGUCGCAUCGAGAUGGCCAAGGCGGCACUAAGAAGAGCGACUAUUAGUGAUAUUGACGACGGCACAGAAUGGCCGAGAGUGACUCUGUCUCCGGAGAACUGGGCGGUGUUGUGUGCGAAUAAGUCUAAAAGCUGGGCAUCCCGAAAUCCUCUGUCACCUGCAAUUAUCCAGAUGGAGAUUACCAGACUCAAAAAAAUAGUAGUGGCUUUGAAAGGAAAUUUGGAAUGGGCCAACGAGCAUGCCGGAAAAAACCCAGAGCCAGCACAGGUAUUGAACGAGGCGAAUGAACCGAAACCUAGUCAAAAGCUUGUGGACCUCCGGGCGGCGCUUAAGACGAUCCAAGAAGAGUUGGAUGCUGCAAAGGCUGAGAAGGAAUCCGACGAAGAGAUUGAAGGGAUACAGGAAAGACUUGAAAGGGCCAGGUCGGCUGUUUUGGUACAAGAGGCCGAGGAGCACCCAGAAGCUGAUACCCCGGAGACAGAGGCUGAAAUCGCGGCCUACAAAGAGGUUGUCGAGGCCGCAAAUGAGUACAAAACCUCGGAUCCUAAAACUCAGGAUGCGAAAAAAACAGACGUUCUGGAGAAGAGUAAAGCCAUCGGAGAGCUUCUUGACAAAAAUAUAGAAAAGGAAAAGGAGAUAGUUGCCAAGAUGGUUGCCGGCAGUUCUGGUCAAUUAAAAAGGACUCUUCAGGGAAUGAUUGCCGAGCGGCAGGAUGAGAUCCGCCAGCUAGAGUUAAGCUUGACCAGCCCCAGACCGGCCGCAGAGCGAAUCAAGGUAAUCACCAGUAUAGAGAAGGUUAAGAACAAUGGCAAGGAUGUGUAUGUACCGGUGGAGGGCAAGCCAGAGGUAAGUGACUUCGUCAAAGCUGCUCUUGCUCCAACGGAGGAGAAGCCGGACGAGAUUGCGGAUCCAUGGACGACAAUUUCCUUCAGCGCGUCGGCAAUGAAAUCAGCCGAGAGCUCGGAGGAGGCAAGUCUUUCUGUCCAGGCCAAGGUGGAAGUUAAUUAUGGGAUGUUUUCAGGAGGAGGAGGUACAGAUGUAUCUUCUGCUAGACAAAAAUUGUCGAAAACGAUGGAAGAAAGUUCGGUCACCGGUACCUUUUCUACGAUGCUAGUGCAGAUCAAUCGACCUUGGCUUCAUGGCGAGUUAUUCGAGGACACUGAUAUUGAUACGCCCACAACAAACAAACUGAGCCCGGGUCCCCAGGAGUUGAAAGAUUGGUUGGACAAUGGAAGGGAACCUGAAUUGAGCGCCUAUGGAACCUUUCCAUGGUAUCCAACUGCAUUCGUUGUAGCAGCUGAUACUGAGCUUGAAAUAAAGUGCUCAAGGUCAGAUGCUGAGGUGUUGGCAUCAGCCUGUCCACCGACUCCAACGCCAAUGUUGGCUACGGUCCCUUUGUCAGUGCAAGUACUCAUGUUAAGACCGGAAACAAGAGUACAAGCCACAGAAUGGAAGUAA